AAUAGUAAAGGGCGACUGGCAGCCCAGGCAGCUUUCCGCGGGCUUGUUGUUUGGCGCUCCACCGUCUGCCAUAAAUAACGACCCCGUUCUGACUUAAUUUUUCAUCUACGUCGAUCAUCGGUUCAUAGGUUCCUCGUUCUCUUAUUUUCAUCACAAAAAGUCAAUUGAAUCCGGUAGUUAGCAAGGCUGCAGCGCUCGCUUGGAUCCGGUCCAUAAUAACUUAGUCUCUUUUCGUCGUUGUUGUUCGGCUUCGUUGCUUUGCAGGUGUAUUAGAUUGCACGCGUCGCCUUUCAGCUCCUUCGUGGCUGUUCGACUUUGCUCCUUCAACGCCUUCCUAUUCGAGCGGAAGUUACGACAUUUUGAUCGGAAGGAAGAACGGCUCGCUGGCUGUGAAGCCCCUUAGGGUUUCAUGCAGGCAACAAUGGCGCCCGUAGCGCUCUUUAGCAUCGCUGCUAUUUGUGUUUCUCUCCUAUCCCUCCUCUCCUGUCAUCUCUUACCUUCCUACGCUUGCUUGGAUCCGGUCCUUCGAUUGCCGUCAGAAAUCUCUGGGCGCCGCCUAAAAGCCGGUGGGGAUGAUUCUGUUGGGACGAGGUGGGCCAUCCCGAUUGCAGGAUCUUCGGGCUAUGGGAAUUACCGACAUCAGUGGGAUGACUGUCUUUCAAGCCAGAGUGAUGUAGACCUCGUUGAUUACUGGAAUGAGUUCCUUAAUUCACCUGAAGGAUCAUCCGAAAAACUCGAUGCACAAAAAGAACUGCUUGAUAUACUGACUCUUCGCGUGCAUGUAGAUAAUAGUAUAAACCUCAUAGGGAAGCUUCUCUUUGGAUCAGAGAAAGGCAUACAAGUCCUUAGUGCAGUUCAAAAGACAGGGCAGCCUCUGGUCGACGAUUUGGCCUGCCUAAAAUCAAUGAUUCAGAUUUUUGAAACACAUUGUGGAUCUCUAUCUGAUUAUGGUAUGAAACACACACGCUCUUUUGCUAACAUUUGUAAUGCUGGCAUCAACAAUGAGACAAUGGCUAAGGUGUCUGCUGAAGUUUGCAGCCAUAUUCCAUCCACUCGACGGAGUUCUCUUCAUAGAGGCUUCAGUAUCUGAAAUGGGUUAUACCAAGGAAGGAAAGCACAAUCUCAUGCUAGUUAGUGGCUAUCUUCUACAGUGUUGUAAAUAGAAGUUUGGUAUACGUCUCUUUUCUGUCAAAACUGAAUGACAAGUUUUUCCCUAUUGUGGAUCAAGUAUAGUGCCACUGCUUUAAUUCUUACAUUUUUUA
Dendrobium catenatum is the source of this 1262-nucleotide messenger RNA. Its product is annotated as vacuolar-processing enzyme gamma-isozyme-like. Lineage: Eukaryota; Viridiplantae; Streptophyta; Magnoliopsida; Asparagales; Orchidaceae. Gene Ontology annotation, biological process: vacuolar protein processing. Gene Ontology annotation, molecular function: cysteine-type endopeptidase activity. Bases 410 to 1090 code for a protein of 226 amino acids. The record is from RefSeq and is a predicted model, not a curated record. The transcript has 5 exons.